AUGCUGAUCGACACCCGAGGCGCGCUCCCCAGCCGCACCCAUUUUCUGCCCCUUGACCGUAUCGAAGCCAGAACGUUGCCCGCGAAAACGGUCGCCGAGGCGAAGAAAAUUGCGCAAAGCUACGGCGAGGAAUGCUGGCUGGCCACCGAGCUGAUCCGUCACGACAAUUCGCCCGGGCUGGAGAAGGCCUUCCAGACGGUGUUCGGAUCGAUCAUCAUCUGCGAAUCGUCGAAAGUCGCCGAGAAAAUCACCUAUGGCAACCUGCGUGCGACCACCGUGACACUUGAAGGCGACAAGUACACCUCUGUCGGAACGGCUUCUGGAGGUUUCCGCGGCGACAAAAGCAACAACUACCUCCGACUCGCGAAGGCAUACCGACAAUGGAAGUCGGAGUCUGCCCAAAAACACGCCUUGAUCAAGACACUGAAGGCUGAAAUCGAGGCCCUGAACCAAGCCAAGGCCGAUGCUGACCAGCUGAAUCUUCGCAUCAACUCCAUUGACGGCCGCUUGGACUUGCUGCAACUGUCUAUCGACAACAACCCGAGGGAGAUGCUCGCCAACGAUUUGCAGCGCAUCGAUGCCGAACUCGCUGAAAUUGACGAACGCAGUGCCCAGGCGGCCCCCCGGGAAGACGAAGAAAAGAAGGCCAAACAAGAGCUGAAGGCCGCACAGGAGGCCUUGGCUGCGCUGGGUGAUGAGGUGCAGCGCAGCAAAGCGGCCUUGGCACAAAAGCGAGCCGACGUCACCGAGUCCGAAAAAGCCAUCUCCGAGGCGCAGGAAAGCAUCAAGAAGCUCCAGGAUGACUUCGAAGAAAUUAAAAGGGAGAUAGCUGCGAAGGACUUGGAACAAAAGGCGGUGAAGGCCGAAUUCGACGCUGUAAAAAGCCGACUGGAAGAUUUGCGCGGCGAGAAGCGAAAGAAGGAAGAAGAGUUGAGGGAAAUUAAAAAGCAGGGUGAAGAGGCCAGAAAGGAAUCCAUUGCUGAAGCAGAGCGGUGCAAAGAAUUGAAAGAGAAAUAUUCGCACUACAAAGAGCAGGCCUCGAACAUGGCAAAGCAAUAUCAGCACGCCAUGCGCGAGUAUCGAUGGCUCGCCGAUGUUGAAGAUCAGUUGGCUGUCAAGGGCACCGAUUUUGAAUUCCCCUCUGGCUUCACGGCUGACAAGGGCAAAAAAGACGUCGACGAUCUGAAGGAGCGCCAGGAUAAACUGAGCCGCAACCUGAACGUGAAGGCGAUGAACCUGCUGGCGCAGGCUGAAGAUAGUGUGAUGACGCUGCUGAAGAAAAAGGAGACCCUCUACAAGGACCGAAAGACUCUUCAAGAAACGAUCCACAAAUUGGACGAGAAGCGGAAGGAAGAGAUCAGCAAGGCCUACCAUCAAGUUACAAAGGACAUGAGCAGUAUCUUCUCGACACUUCUCGUCAACGCCGACGCCAAGCUUGAGCCGCCAGCGGGGAUGACCGAGCACCAGGGGCUGGAGAUCAAAGUCGCUUUCCAGGGCAAAUGGAAGGAGAGCUUGACCGAGCUCUCUGGAGGCCAAAAAUCUCUGGUCGCUCUCUCGCUCGUGCUGGCCAUGUUGAAGUUCAAGCCGGCUCCGCUCUACAUCCUCGAUGAGGUUGAUGCGGCCCUCGACAUCUCGCACACCCAAAACAUUGGGCUGAUGAUCAAGAAGCACUUCACCAACAGCCAGUUCAUUAUCGUCUCCCUGAAGGAGGGCAUGUUCAACAACGCCAACGUGCUGUUCCGGACAAGCUUCGCGGAGGGCACGUCGCGCGUCGACCGCUUCGCCAGCAAGAAC
This is a messenger RNA of Mesorhabditis spiculigera, 1794 nucleotides long. The record is from the annotation of a GenBank genome assembly. Lineage: Eukaryota; Metazoa; Nematoda; Chromadorea; Rhabditida; Rhabditidae.